UGUAACUGAGAAAAAUGGAAGUCAUUUACCUCAGUGCGUGAUUUGUCACACAGUUUUGAGUAAUGAUGCAAUGCGACCUGGACGAUUGGAACGUCAUUUAAUCACUAAUCAUCCCAGUUUAAAAGACAAACCGAUCGAUUUUUUUCAUGCUAAAAUAAACUCGGUAAAACGAAUGAAACUUGAUUCAACUGGUCAUUUUGCAAGGGAAAAUGAAAAGCUUAUGGAAGCUUCUUACGAGAUUGCCUUGUUGAUAGCUAAAGACAAGAAACCACACACUAUUGGUGAGUCCCUUGUAAAACCUUGUUUAUUUACUGCUUGUAAAACUAUAUUAAAUGAAGAAAGUUGUGCUAAAGUUGCAAAAAUUUCUCUGUCUAACGAUACAAUAAAACGCAGAAUCGAUGAAAUGGCUCACGAUUUGAAGAAUCAAAUAAUAGAAAAAUUAAAUAAGUCUCCGUUCUUUUCACUUCAGUGUGACGAAACAACGGACAUUUCGCAGAAUUCUCAAUUACUGUUUUAUU
This is a messenger RNA of Acyrthosiphon pisum (pea aphid), 518 nucleotides long. Its product is annotated as SCAN domain-containing protein 3-like. The annotation marks the transcript as partial. The record is from RefSeq and is a predicted model, not a curated record. The transcript has a single exon. Lineage: Eukaryota; Metazoa; Arthropoda; Insecta; Hemiptera; Aphididae.